GAGGUUCAGUUUCACCCUGGCAUCUGUAGUUGGACAUUUUGGUCACAAAAGAGGCCACAUCUGCUUCCUGGAGGCCUCUUGGCCAGAAGUAUGCACGGCUGGCUGCUCCUGCUGUGGGCCCAGGGGCUGAGGCAGGCCGCCCUCCUCGCCUCAGGAGUUAUGACAGGAGUACUGAUAACCAAGGGGAACAUUUCUGCAGAGGAAGGUGACUCUGUCAUCUUACAAUGCCUCCUCUCCUCCACCAUGGCUAACGUGACUCAGGUCAAUUGGGAGCAACAAGAGAAAUUUCUGGCCACUUACCAUACUGACUUUGGGUGGCACAUUAACCCAAGCUUCAGAGAGCGGUUGACCCCAGGCCCCAGCUUGGGCCUCACCAUCUUGUCACUGACCAGGAAUGACACAGGGGAGUACUUGUGCAUCUACCAUACCUACCCUGAUGGGAUUUAUAAGGGAACAAUCUUCCUGGAGGUCCUGGAACGCUCAGUGAGUAAGAACAGUACCUGGGUCCUAAUUCCAUUGCUGGGAGCCAUGGCCACAGUACUGGGGGCCAUCUGCAGUGCAGUCAUCAGGGCGGUCACAUUGUCAAGAAAGAAACCUCUCACAAUCACUUCUGUGGAAAGUAGACCAAGAAGCACACCAGCUGAGCUACAGGAGUGGAGCCCCAGCAUUCCCUCUUCCCCCAGAAGCUGUGUUCAAGAGCAAGCCAGCUCAGCUGUCCCCUGUGGACAGGAGAGGGGAGAUGACUACGUUGAGCCACAUGACUACUUUAAUGUCCUGAGUUACAGAAGCCUGGGGAGUUUCAGUUUCUUAGCAGAGACUGAUUAGUGACCAGAGACAUCUUCUGUCUUUGUAUUCCAAGUGGAUGUGUAAUCCUCUGUAGUGCCCAGUGUGUGUGUGUGUGUGUGUUUGUUGAGUGAACGACAUCCUCUUCUCCAUCUCCACAUCCUCCAUUUUUCUUUUCCAUUCUUUUUUGGCAGCCUUCAGGGGAAGAUCCUGUACCUUCAUCAUGAAUAUUCAUUUUGUAAAAAUGAAAAUAGCAAUAACGAGGCGCUGGUGGCUCAUAGCUAUGAACCUAGUUACGUGGGACAUUGAGAUUAAGAAGAUAACAGUUCAAGGACAGCCUUUGCAGAAAUGUCAGGGAGAAUCCAUCUCACUGCAGGGAAGCUGGACGUGGUGAUACCCACCAUCAACUCAGCUAGGACAGGAAGUCUAAAAUAGAUGGAUGGAAGUCUAGGCACACUGGGAAAAGAAGCACGAUCCAAAUUUUAAGAUCACUGGUGCACAACAGGGCUGGAUGCAGGGCCUAUUAGUAGAGCACCUGCCUGCCUGCCAAGCAUAAGGCUCUGAUUUCAAACUACAGUAUGAAAAAAAAUACAAGCAAAGAAGAUCCAUGUUGGUCUGGGUUUAAAUCCACUGUUUGGAGCCACGUUGGUGCUUGAACAAGCACAGUCCUCAUAAUAGCACAGAACAAGGUUUGGUGAUACAGGUGGAUGAUGAGGGUGGCCUAAUUACAGAGCCAUCCAUCUCUCACUUCUUGCUGUCAUGGAUACUGAUGCACUGAAGGUGUUUAAGGCAUGCUACCAGCCUCUGGGAUGGGGGAUACAAGGAUGACAGACAUUGCUUUGUGCCCUUGGGAAUAUACAGGGGAGUAAAAAGAUAACUGCAUAAAAAUAGUAAAGAGGUAAGGAUAGUACAUGAACUCUGGGGAAAAGAUGUCAGCUCAGGAUGAGGUGGUCAGAUGGAAUAAGCAAUGUGACUCCCCUGGUAGCACAAAAGAGCUCAAUGAGUCUGGUCUGGUAUGGAGAUCCCCUCCCCCCACCUGGGGUAACUUUGGAUCUAAAGUUGGUAUUGGUCAGAGUCCCACAAAAAAGGCUCUGGUACCAAGGCAACCAACAAAACAGAUUUUCUUCUUUUGGAAGUCAUUCCAACUAUCUUUCAUAUAUAACGUUCUACAAGUCCGUUGUGAUGUCCUGGUAGAGAGAACCACUGUCCAUCCAGAUGUGCAUUGGGUUUAUCUCCAGGAAAUACCUAUCCAGCCAACGAGCUGAGUGCCAGUGCCGGAGCCCAAGAUCCAUCUUGGGCUAGAAUCUAUCUUCCAUUGAAAGAAAAUCUAGAUUUCAAAAAUUGAGUUUUCCUUGGGGGAAAGUGUAUAUGUGGUGUGUGUGUGUGUGUGUGUGUGUGUGUGUGUGUGUGUGUGUG
Molecule: messenger RNA, 2199 nt
Organism: Dipodomys ordii (Ord's kangaroo rat)
Lineage: Eukaryota; Metazoa; Chordata; Mammalia; Rodentia; Heteromyidae
Gene: Tigit
Product: T cell immunoreceptor with Ig and ITIM domains
Exons: 4
Coding region: 91-825 (244 amino acids)
Biological process (GO): negative regulation of interleukin-12 production; negative regulation of T cell activation; positive regulation of interleukin-10 production
Cellular component (GO): cell surface
Molecular function (GO): signaling receptor binding
Source: RefSeq, a predicted model, not a curated record